Erpetoichthys calabaricus (reedfish) is the source of this 789-nucleotide messenger RNA. RefSeq lists its product as uncharacterized. Gene Ontology annotation, molecular function: nucleic acid binding. The transcript has a single exon. The coding region runs from base 1 to 789 and encodes 262 amino acids. The record is from RefSeq and is a predicted model, not a curated record. NCBI's taxonomy places the organism in Eukaryota, Metazoa, Chordata, Cladistia, Polypteriformes, Polypteridae.
AUGGACACUGGUAGUUGUAUCAAUGCCUUGCGAAGAUUUUUUGGAAUACGUGGCCCUGCAAAGCAACUCAGGUCUGACUGCGGAACAAACUUUAUUGGAGCUAGCAGGGAACUAGGAUUUGUAAAAGACCCUGAGAAACAUCUGAGCAUCCUACGAUACUUAAGCGGACAGGGAUGCACUUGGGAUUUCAACCCCCCUCACGUGUCACACAUGGGAGGUGCUUGGGAGCGUAUGAUUGGCAUGACACGUAGAAUACUUGACUCUAUGUUUCUACAGAACAGACAGUCUCACCUCACUCAUGAAGUCCUUUGUACCUUUCUGACGGAAGUAUCUGCAAUACUAAAUGCCAGACCACUUGUCCCAAUUUCCUCUGACCCAGAGAUGCCAUUUUUAUUGAGCCCUGCCAUGCUGCUUACCCAGAAAACUGGUGUGUCAGCACCUCCAGGUAAUUUCACAAGGAAUGACCUUUUUAAAAGCCAGUGGAGACAAGUACAAGCCAUGGCAAAUGAAUUCUGGACACGAUGGAGACGUGAAUACCUCCCUACUCUGCAAAACAGGCGGAAAUGGGCCCACCCAUCUAGAAAUUUACAAAUAGGAGACAUUGUUUUGCUAAAGGAGAAUCAACUAUCACGCAAUGAAUGGCCUAUGGGAUUAAUCACCUCGGUAUUCCCUAGCAGUGAUGGCACUAUAAGAAAAAUAGAAGUUAAAACUGCCUCUCAAGGCAUCUCCAAAAACUUUAUCAGGCCUAUCACAGAAGUCAUUCUAAUAGUCCCUAAAAAAGACGGAUAA